AUGUCGAAGCAAGCUCGUGCGGUGCUCCAGGACGAAGGUCGUGCGGUGGACCUCUACUUCGGGAAAAACAAGGCCCAGAUGAGAAUGAUGACACUGAAGCAUGCUUUCGCUUUGUCUGCGAAUGCAACAAUCUGCGAGCACGUCGCCCUGCACGGUUGGGUUCACAAGGGCAUAGAGCCUGAUGGACGUUUCCUGGACGCUCAAGCCCUGGUCCAAGGCAGAGUCGUGCAGUUGAGGAACUGCAAGCGAAGCCGCCACUGCAGCCCCAAGUCGCGGAAGACUCGCAGGCUAGGUGACAGCAGCUCCCCUGCAGACUCCAAGCAGCCUUCGGACACACCAGGGAAACUUUUGCGGAAGGAAGAGAUGGCCAUGCUAACACAGCGAAGUGUCAGCGACCAGCUCAACUGA
This is a messenger RNA of Symbiodinium sp. CCMP2592, 408 nucleotides long. The record is from the annotation of a GenBank genome assembly. NCBI's taxonomy places the organism in Eukaryota, Dinophyceae, Suessiales, Symbiodiniaceae.